Molecule: messenger RNA, 651 nt
Organism: Hevea brasiliensis (rubber tree)
Lineage: Eukaryota; Viridiplantae; Streptophyta; Magnoliopsida; Malpighiales; Euphorbiaceae
Product: 40S ribosomal protein S15a-1
Exons: 4
Coding region: 132-524 (130 amino acids)
Biological process (GO): translation
Cellular component (GO): cytosolic small ribosomal subunit; ribosome
Molecular function (GO): structural constituent of ribosome
Source: RefSeq, a predicted model, not a curated record
CCUUUAGCCCAAGCCCGUGCUAUAUAAACUAGGGGUUUCCCGUUUUGGAACUUCUCUCAAACCCUAGCUCUCCGUUCUCACUUCCUUGGAGGUUCCUCCGCAGAUCCUUCCUUGCUUUCGCCUGGGCAACAAUGGUGAGAGUUAGCGUUUUGAAUGAUGCUUUGAAGAGCAUGUACAAUGCUGAAAAGCGUGGGAAGCGCCAGGUUAUGAUCAGGCCUUCAUCAAAAGUGAUCAUCAAAUUUCUGCUGGUGAUGCAGAAGCAUGGAUACAUUGGUGAGUUUGAGUAUGUUGAUGAUCACAGAGCUGGUAAAAUUGUGGUUGAAUUGAAUGGAAGGCUGAACAAGUGUGGAGUUAUCAGCCCUCGUUUUGACAUUGGUGUCAAGGAGAUUGAAGGAUGGACUGCAAGGUUGCUCCCUUCUAGACAGUUUGGUUAUAUUGUGUUGACAACUUCUGCUGGCAUUAUGGACCAUGAAGAAGCUAGAAGAAAGAAUGUUGGCGGCAAAGUGCUUGGAUUCUUUUACUAGACUGAGCUUUUUUUUUUUUGGAUUUAUGCCAUUUCUAAAAAUCUAGUGUUUAUUCUUCAUUGCAUGAAUUAAAUUCGUUGAAGUACUAUUUCCUUGAGUAGAAGUAAUCAUGCAAAGUUCAAUUUUA